Molecule: messenger RNA, 201 nt
Organism: Encephalitozoon intestinalis ATCC 50506
Lineage: Eukaryota; Fungi; Microsporidia; Unikaryonidae
Exons: 1
Coding region: 1-201 (66 amino acids)
Source: RefSeq, a predicted model, not a curated record
AUGAGAAUAGUCCGUUAUAUUCUCUCUAUAAAUUUAUGCAUGAUGAAUGUCCUAGCUAAUACGAGAUCUAAGAGUCUCCUAGAAGGGGAAAGACUGGAGAAAAAACUGUUGAAUGAAGAAGACAUUCUCAUGAUGGAACAUCUGAAGGAUCAGGGAUUUAUUAUUAUAUAUCCAAGCAAAGCUAACAAUAGCUUCCAAUAA